CGCUCUUACAUCCCGUGGGCUCCCAGCGUGACCUCCUGCAGGAGGAGUAGGUGAUCAGGGAGGUGUUUAGGACCCAGGGGAAUGCAAGCCACCGUGCGGGGCUUUGGUGCCCACGCCUCCUACCAAAAAUUGACAGCCCGGUGGAGCUGGGGCGCUCUCAUUCACAGUUUUCGCGAGAGAUCCGAGCCUGGAGCUGGCAGAGAGGGAGACUUCUCCCCCACCCAUCUCAGCGCAAGAGCACCUGCAGGAAAAAUACCCCCAGGCAAGGCUGCGUGGCACUGUGAAGUGAGUGAUGGAAUAAGCUACAUUUGUUUUUGGAUGGAUUACAGUACAUACGAACUGAAAGUUAUACCUCCUUGCAAGGAUAUGAAAAAGGCCCUAAAACAAUAUUUUUCAAACAGCUGGGCAGCAAAAAGCUUUUGAAUGGAUCAUACUUACAGCAGACCAUUAGUUGAAUGUGAUCAGCAUUUCUCCUGCUAAAUAAUCUGAAGUUAAAGAUCUGGAAAAGAGAUUUUUGCAGAGAUGACCCAUUUACAAACUGGACUUAGUCCAGAGACUAUAGAGAAAGCCCGUCUGGAACUGAAUGAAAACCCAGAUGUUUUGCAUCAGGAUAUCCAACAAGUCAGGGACAUGAUCAUCACCAGGCCUGACAUUGGGUUUUUACGUACGGAUGAUGCCUUCAUCUUGAGAUUUCUCCGAGCCAGAAAGUUUCACCAAACAGAUGCCUUCAGACUGCUGGCCCAGUACUUCCAGUACCGCCAGUUAAACCUGGAUAUGUUCAAGAACUUCAAGGCUGAUGAUCCUGGGAUCAAACGGGCUCUGACUGAUGGAUUCCCUGGAGUGCUGGAGAAACGUGAUCACUACGGCAGGAAGAUUCUUCUGCUUUUUGCAGCUAACUGGGAUCAGAGUAGGAACUCCUUCACAGAUAUUCUACGGGCUAUUCUGUUGUCUUUGGAAGUUCUCAUUGAAGAUCAAGAGCUUCAGAUAAAUGGCUUCAUUUUAAUUAUAGACUGGAGCAAUUUCUCCUUCAAGCAAGCCUCCAAGCUAACACCAUCCAUCCUCAAACUGGCCAUUGAAGGAUUACAGGACAGCUUUCCUGCUCGCUUUGGAGGAGUCCAUUUUGUCAACCAGCCCUGGUACAUCCAUGCCCUGUACACGCUAAUCAAACCAUUUCUCAAAGACAAGACAAGGAAAAGGAUCUUUCUCCAUGGCAACAAUCUGAACAGCCUUCACCAGCUAAUACACCCGGAAUGCCUGCCCUCUGAAUUUGGAGGUACGCUUCCUCCUUAUGACAUGGGAACUUGGGCCCGGACAUUACUUGGUCCUGACUACAGUGAUGAAAAUGAAUACACUCACACUUCCUACAACGCGAUGCAUGUGAAGCACUCAUCCUCCAACCUAGAGAGAGGGUGCUCACCGAAACACAUGACAAGGUCUCAGUCUGUGGUGGAAUCUGGCACGCUGAAACAUGAGGAACUGGGUGAGAGCGAGAACACCCAACUUCUACUGGCUCUAGACUGAGUUCUGCAUCGCCAACACAUACAAACGCAUUGCCAAAUUUCAACAGCACCAGAAACCUGCGAAGCACACAACAUGCUUUAAACACACUCUCUCUCUCUGUGUGUGCUUGAAAACAGGUCCUCCAUUUUUCCAGACCAACUAACGAUUGUCACCAGCCACCCGUCUGUGCAGCCAAAGCUAAACAAAGACAGAUUUCUUUUGGUUCAGGAUACUAACUAACAAAGUAAGGAGUCUAGUUGUAAAAAAUAUAUAUAUAUAUUCUUUUCUUUUUUCCUUUUUAGAUUUGCAGUGUGAAAAUGACUGAAAAGCGAAGGAUGAACUCCUUUGUACACAUAUAAACAAUGCACAGAUGGAAGUUUUUCUGAGUUGUUAUGCAGGGAUGCGCUUUAAUUUCUUAAAACAAAAGUUUAGAUUAAGUGCAUUUUAAAGCAGAGUAUCUUGAAGUUAACCUGUGCAUCUAAUUAUUAGGUUUAAUGUAGCUUGCAGACCUGAGAUAACAGCAUUGCCAAUACCCUUCAAUCCCUACCAAGGUUUUUUAAAAAAACAAAA
This is a messenger RNA of Chelonoidis abingdonii (Abingdon island giant tortoise), 2070 nucleotides long. It is a transcript of the gene CLVS1, whose product is annotated as clavesin 1. Gene Ontology annotation, cellular component: membrane; clathrin-coated vesicle; trans-Golgi network. Gene Ontology annotation, molecular function: phosphatidylinositol bisphosphate binding. Gene Ontology annotation, biological process: lysosome organization. NCBI's taxonomy places the organism in Eukaryota, Metazoa, Chordata, Testudines, Testudinidae. The record is from RefSeq and is a predicted model, not a curated record.